Molecule: messenger RNA, 1734 nt
Organism: Tyto alba (common barn owl)
Lineage: Eukaryota; Metazoa; Chordata; Aves; Strigiformes; Tytonidae
Product: proline-rich receptor-like protein kinase PERK10
Exons: 2
Coding region: 1-717 (238 amino acids)
Source: RefSeq, a predicted model, not a curated record
AUGCAAGAGCAGGAUAGCCUCUGCCGCUCGAAAUGUUCGAUCCCUGCUCUGUGUGACGGCUGCGGUCCCCUGGCAGCUUCACCCGUGGGCAGCCUCCCGUGCCCCGAGGGGGCGAGACCCAGUGGAGGUGCAGCCAACUGCAAAAGCGCCAAAACAUCCCCUCGCCCACCGCCCCGGUGCAAUUCCCGGCCCGUCGGUGGAUGCCCCGAGGCGAGCGGCAGCCUGAGCAUCCCCGAAGCGAAGGCGGUAGUUGCGUUUGUGAAACUGCUGAGCGCCUUUCUGGAAACGCUGUUGGUUCGAGUGGGGAAACGAAGUGCCCUGGCAGGGGGUGGUCAGCAGCCCCCGCCCCGCGUUACCGGCACCUGCCCUCGGGUCCCUCCUGCAGCCGAGCCCGGUGCGGGCGGCAGGACGGGGCGAGCCCCCCCGGGACCGCCGUGCACACAGGAUGACGUGCUGUUGGACAUGACCACGCUAAAGCCUCGCUCCAUCCCACGCCAGGGACACGCAUCCCCGGCCACGGGAGAGUCCCCUGAAGAGGAGAGAACUCAGAGGGCACCAGGAGAAAGGGAGAACCAGCACCUUGAGGUCGAGGGGCUUUCCAGAUGUGGCAAGACAGAUUUGAAGCCUUCGUGCAGGAACAGAACUUGCCCCACCUGCUCUGAAUGCUCAACCGCUUGUCUGUGGGCCUCCAGGCACACACCGCCAAUUUUGCUGUGAUAUUGUUCCACACCCAGUUUUUGUGCAUGGAAAACACAGGUGAAGAUGUCUACUCUGUUUGGAAGUUUAAAGACUACUUUCUGAAAUGCAGACCAAUGGAUUUUACUUCUCUUUCAUCAAGAGCUGCCUACUAGAAGGAAAAGAGUAGGAAGCACAAACACAUAAAAACAGAAAACAGCAGAUGUUUUGAAACAGCAGAUCCAACCCUAUUAGCAUCUUCCCGUGGUUUCUUUUUUGUUUUCUGAGCUUCAGCUUCAGAUAAGCAAAACUAGAUAAUGCAGAGUGUAAAACAGCAGUGGACAGCCUAGACCCACACAGCCUCAAUUAUUCUCUGGAGUUGUAAUAACAGGAGUUUAUCUCAAGGUGGUGGUGGGAGAAUAACAAAGAAUAAUCAAAAGGGGUGAAGGUAUGGCUUUUUCCACAGUCAUUGGUGCAGGAGAUUGUCCCGCCACCUCCACCAGAAGAAGAUGAGGAAGAGUGAAUAAUUUAUAUUACAGAAUUGUUUCAGUUUAUUUCCUUUUUUUCUCCAAGAAAUGUAUGAAAAGACUCCUUUACAAAAACCCACGGUUGUGUUAAGUGGCAUCUUAAGCAGGUCACAUUUUUCAGAAUAAUCAAACCUAAUCUGCCCCUCUCUUGGUUGAGUCCCCUGAUGCUGGUACGCAGAUCCCCAGUAUGCAGGAUGGCAGAGCCCUGCGCAGAGGCACACAGGGCAGUGGAAAAUUUAUCUGCUCUUUGGAAGGAGCUGCCACACCGGAGGUUUGAUGUAUUAUGUAGUAAUGCACAAGCCCUUCCACCAGACACUGACUGCUCCAGCCCUCUCAGAAGGAUUAAUAACCAUAUCACCCUGGUACUGCAGAGCCAGCUCAGACGCUGUAAUUCCCAGGGGCUGGACCACAACACUGAAAUUUUAUAUGAAGGAGUAAUCCAAGGUGCCGUGGACUGUAAAAUAUAGCAAGGUUCUUCUGGGAGAGGAUGGGUGACAGAUCCAGCGGGUACAGCUGUGGGUCUUGGGCAGUG